AAGAGUCCCAUCAGAUCAGUACCAGCACCGACUCGACUCCUCCUGAGUUCGCGGGGAAAAACGCCUACGACCUCCUAGGGGUGUCCGAGACCAGCUCAUUCGCCGAGAUCAAGGCUUCUUUUCGUAAAUUGGCCAAAGAAACCCACCCCGACCUCGCUCAAUCGCCCAAUGAUUCCUCUACUUCCAAUCAGUUCGCAGCUUACGAGGUUUGUUCUUGUGUUGAGUAUCGCAUUCUGUUUUUGCUGCUCAGUNUAGCUGAUGUUGGAACAAGUCAGAUGCAAUCCAAAGGUAUUGAUCAUCAGGCAUCUGAUGCAUAUAAAGAUCUACAAUUGCAGAUAGCAGGGCAGGUUGUUGCUACAGCCAUUAGAGUCCCACCUAGGAGUUAUUGUGAUGGGUUACAGAGAGAAGAUUCUCACGAUCACAUACAUGUGUAUCUCAGCUCAAAUGCAGUGUCUGUGAGUCAGGGGUCUCUAAGAUAUUCCUUUGUGGGUGAUGCAGUUGGAUCUUGGAUCCCACUAGGAGCAAUAACUGGAUUAGGGACGAGCCCUGACGAAGGAUCUUGCUUUGUCUACAAUAACAGGGGUGUUAAAACCCAUUAUUCGGAAGCAAAUUUUAACAGGUUGGUUUGCUUUAAACAUACAAGGGAAGCCUUGACUAUAGUUAUCAGUUAUGAAAUGCAGAUAUUAUCAGAUUCUGAGAAGAGGGCGCUUUAUGAUCGUUAUCUUUUGUCUCAAAGAACACUUGUUCAAAGACAUUCCAGACAAGGUACACUAGUGUACAAAUAUGAAUUUCAUAGAGCAACAGUGAAGCAGAUGGAAGUUGUUGAGUGGUUGAGAUGGUAUAGAUGUGCCAUAAAUGACAUUUUGUCAGAGAAAAGGGUGGUAAUUGCCUCAGGCUAUUUUGAUGUACUGGAAAGGGAUUUCUAUUCAGCCAUACAUGCUGCGUACUAUGGCCCUGAGAUUGAGUCCUUAGAUCUUCUUCCCGACCGUUUUGAAGCUGAGGAGAGGUCUAUAUCUGAAACUCCUGAGGUGCUGCAUUUGGUUUCAGGUCGAGACCUUUUUGGAAUGGUAUGCAUAGCAGCCAAGGUUCCUGAAUUAUCACAUGUAUUUAAGGGAAAACUUGUGUCUUUUACAUCUGUGGGUUCAGACUCGUACCAUUCUGUUGAUAAUGAGGACACUCGAAUGAACUCUGGCAUAGCUGAUGUUGGAACAAGUCAGAUGCAAUCCAAAGGUAUUGAUCAUCAGGCAUCUGAUGCAUAUAAAGAUCUACAAUUGCAGAUAGCAGGGCAGGUUGUUGCUACAGCCAUUAGAGUCCCGCCUAGGAGUUAUUGUGAUGGGUUACAGAGAGAAGAUUCUCACGAUCACAUACAUGUGUAUCUCAGCUCAAAUGCAGUGUCUGUGAGUCAGGGGUCUCUAAGAGAUUCCUUUGUGGGUGAUGCAGUUGGAUCUUGGAUCCCACUAGGAGCAAUAACUGGAUUAGGGACAAGCCCUGACGAAGGAUCUUGCUUUGUCUACAAUAAGGGGUGUUAA
This is a messenger RNA of Ilex paraguariensis (yerba mate), 1529 nucleotides long. The record is from the annotation of a GenBank genome assembly. NCBI's taxonomy places the organism in Eukaryota, Viridiplantae, Streptophyta, Magnoliopsida, Aquifoliales, Aquifoliaceae.